Messenger RNA from Eutrema salsugineum, 624 nucleotides. RefSeq lists its product as uncharacterized. The transcript is spliced from 2 exons. Lineage: Eukaryota; Viridiplantae; Streptophyta; Magnoliopsida; Brassicales; Brassicaceae. Bases 1 to 624 code for a protein of 207 amino acids. The record is from RefSeq and is a predicted model, not a curated record.
AUGACAUCAUUCAGAGGAAAUAGUGAGUUGCUUCAAUUAACGCUGUGGGAGCCAUUAUACUUUCGUAGUGAAGUUGAGGAGCAAACACGUAAUGAGCAAACGCGUAAUGAUGAGGAAAACCAGCCGCCAAUGCAACCACUGAUGGAGAAUCUGGAGUCGCCGUCUCUGGGACUGAGACCCGAGGAGCUAAGAUGGUUUAGCGAGCAUCUUCAAUUCAAGCACUUCUGGCAUAUGCACAAGGCCAUGUAUUUGGAUAUAACCCAUAAGACUCAGGGGUUGUGGAUGCUCCUUCUACGCACAGCAAAGACAAACAAGAGGAGAGAGUGUUGGUUUGUUGUUAAUGAAGUUCCAAUUUGGUAUUCGCUUAAGGAACAUGCACUCAUAUCUGGAUUAGACUGCCAUGAUUAUCCAAAGAAUUAUGAGAAGAUGGGCAGUAGUGAUUUUAAGGAGAAGUAUUUAAAAAAAAGAACUGUCUCUGCACUUGCUGUUGUUAAAGAGAAGCUUGAAAAGAUGUGUGGUGGUCCUGAUCGCUUAAGAAUGUGUGUUUUGUACUUUCUAGCAAGCUUGUUAGGUGGUAAGGCUAAGACUGGGAAGGGACCUCCCUCGGUAGACCCUUUAUUCUAG